Molecule: messenger RNA, 9955 nt
Organism: Salvelinus namaycush (lake trout)
Lineage: Eukaryota; Metazoa; Chordata; Actinopteri; Salmoniformes; Salmonidae
Product: homeodomain-interacting protein kinase 2-like
Exons: 16
Coding region: 302-4153 (1283 amino acids)
Biological process (GO): positive regulation of transcription by RNA polymerase II; intrinsic apoptotic signaling pathway in response to DNA damage by p53 class mediator; smoothened signaling pathway
Cellular component (GO): cytoplasm; nucleus; PML body
Molecular function (GO): protein serine/threonine kinase activity; transcription corepressor activity; ATP binding
Source: RefSeq, a predicted model, not a curated record
CUCUACAGACAUGUCGUACACUAGCUGAAGUCAACCUGCAAUUUGGCUCAACAUUUGAGCCAAAACAAUUCACAAUCGACAGGGUUUUGUUGCAGAAAUAAUACACUAUAUUUUCCCCGUGGACUGAGCACGAAUUUGUAACCCUGGAUGGGAUUUUAGAUUUUUCUUCUCACUAAUGAACUGAGCUAGUAAUGCAGGAGACAGCGACUCUGUCAGUGGCUCAAGAUGGCAGAUUUUUACUGAGUUCUGAACAGAUAUCUCGCUUUAUUUUUUGCCAUGAAUAACAGAAGUCCUUGCACCGAUGGCCCCUGUAUACGAAGGUAUGGCCUCGCAAGUGCAAGUCUUGUCCCCUCACACUCUCCAGUCAAGUGCCUUCUUUAGCGUGAAGAAGCUGAAGGUGGAGCAGAGUUCAUACUGGGAUAUGACAGGGUACGGCACACACAGCAAAGUCGUCUACAGUCAGAACAGCAAGCAGCAAGUGUCGCACGCCACCCCUCUUGGCAUCAACUCCUCUCUGCCCUACGAGCAGCCAGCGCUCAUCUUCCCGUCUAGCGCGGGGCACAUCGUGGUCGCCUCGGCCAGCAGUACCUCGGGCACCGCAGGGCCUCUGGGGCCUCUGUUGGGCUUGGCCAGUAGCAGUAGCGGCAGUGGAGGCGGAAGCGGAGGAGGAAGUGGUGGAGCCAUCCACAACCUGACCCGUCGCAGCACCGUCAGUCUGCUGGACACCUACCAGCGAUGCGGGCUUAAGCGCAAGAGUGAGGAGCUUGACAACAGCAACAGCAGCGUGACGAUCAUCGAGGAGCACGGCAGCGGCACAACGAUGAUCCAGAACGCAGCCAGCGGGGCCGCUGUGGCCAUCGCCACGGCAACGGCCACAUCGACAGCCACCUCCAAGAACAGUGGUUCCAACAAUGAAGGGGACUACCAGUUGGUGCAGCACGAGGUGGUCUGCUCCAUGACCAACACCUACGAGGUGCUAGAGUUCUUGGGCAGAGGCACCUUCGGCCAGGUGGUCAAGUGCUGGAAGAGGGGCACCAACGAGAUUGUUGCCAUCAAGAUCUUGAAGAACCACCCGUCAUACGCACGCCAGGGCCAGAUCGAGGUGAGCAUCCUGGCCCGGUUGAGCACGGAGAGUGCAGACGACUACAACUUUGUGCGUGCCUACGAGUGCUUCCAGCACAAAAACCACACGUGCCUGGUGUUCGAGAUGCUGGAGCAGAACCUGUACGACUUCCUCAAGCAGAACAAAUUCAGUCCACUGCCGUUGAAGUACAUCAGACCGGUCUUGCAGCAGGUGGCCACGGCCCUGAUGAAGCUCAAGAGCCUGGGCCUGAUUCACGCUGACCUGAAGCCGGAGAACAUCAUGUUGGUGGACCCCUCCAGGCAGCCGUACCGCGUCAAGGUCAUCGACUUUGGCUCGGCCAGCCACGUGUCCAAAGCUGUGUGCUCCACCUACCUGCAGUCCAGAUACUACAGAGCUCCAGAGAUCAUCCUGGGCCUGCCAUUCUGUGAGGCCAUCGACAUGUGGUCCCUGGGCUGUGUCAUCGCUGAGCUCUUCCUGGGCUGGCCCCUCUACCCAGGGGCCUCCGAGUACGACCAGAUCCGGUACAUCUCUCAGACACAGGGGCUGCCUGCAGAGUUCCUCCUGAGUGCAGGGACUAAGACUACUAGGUUCUUCAACCGAGUCACAGACUCUACCAACUACCCCCUGUGGAGACUGAAGACACCCGAGGACCAUGAAGGAGAGACAGCGAUCAAGUCGAAGGAGGCCCGGAAGUACAUCUUCAACUGCCUGGACGAUAUGGCGCAGGUGAAUAUGACGACAGAUCUGGAGGGUAGUGACAUGCUCGCGGAGAAGGCAGACAGGAGAGAGUUCAUCGACUUGUUGACCAAGAUGCUGACAAUCGACGCGGACAAAAGGAUCACCCCCAUCGAGACCCUCAAUCAUCCCUUCGUAACCAUGACUCACCUCCUCCCACACAGCACACAUGUCAAGUCCUGCUUCCAGAACAUGGACAUCUGUAAGCGUCGUGUGGGCAUGUACGACACGGUCAACCAGAGCAAGACCCCCUUCAUCACCCACGUGGCCCCCAGCACCUCUACCAACCUCACCAUGACCUUCAACAACCAGCUCAACACUGUGCACAGCCAGGCCACCAACCUAGCUCCCUCCACCACCAGUGCCACCCUUUCCCUUGCCAACCCCGAAGUCUCCAUACUAAACUACCCAUCUGCACUCUACCAGCCGUCCGCGGCCUCCAUGGCUGCCGUGGCACAAAGGAGCAUGCCCCUGCAGCCCGGGGCCCCUCAACUCUGUCCUGCCCGGCCUGACCCCUUCCAGCAGGCCCUCAUCGUCUGUCCACCAGGCUUCCAAGGGCUGCAGGCUUCCCCGUCCAAGCACACAGGCUACUCUGUGCGGAUGGAGAGCGCCGUUCCUAUAGUGACGCAGGCCCCCGGCGCUCAGCCGCUGCAGAUCCAGCCAGGCCUGUUGACACAGCAGGCCUGGCCCAGUGGCACCCAGCAGAUACUCCUACCCCCGGCCUGGCAGCAGCUUACCCACACCUCGGUCCAGCACGCCUCCGUCAUCCCAGACUCCAUGAUGGCCUCACAGCCCCUGGCUAAUUGGAGGAAUUCUCACCAGCACAGCGGCCAUUACAAUCCCAUCAUGCAACAGCCGGCGCUGCUGACUGGCCACGUCACCCUACCAUCCAACCAGAAUCAGCCUCUCAAUGUGGGCGUGGCCCAUGUGAUGAGGCAACCGUUGACCAAUAACAACAACUCUUCUUCCAAAAAGACCAAGCAGCAUCAGAUGACUGCCAGGAACGUGUCUGCAUACGAGGUGUCCUCCUCCCAGGCGGUACUGUCCCCACAGCGCUCCAAGCGGGUGAAGGAGAACACCCCUCCACGCUGUGCUGUGCUCCAGAACCACGCCCCCUCCUCCAGCUCCGGCUGUGGACCCCCACAGGGUUGUGGCGGGUGGGGAGCGGGCGAAGCAGAGCAGGCUUCCAGCACCACCCAGGACCACCACCAGCACCACAACAGGCCGCGUCAGACCAUCAUCAUCCCUGAUACACCCAGCCCGGCUGUCAGUAUAAUCACCAUCAGCAGUGACACGGACGAGGAGGAUGAUCACAAGCAGAGCAACACCAACCAUACCAGCUUGUCCAAGCAUAGGAAGAACGUCAUCAGCUGUGUGACGGUACACGACUCCCCCGACUCGGACCUGUCCAGUAACAACAGUCCCUAUGCCGUAGAGUCCAGGCUGGCCAACAACAACGGCUACCAUGACUCCAAGACCACCUUGCUGGACAACUACAGCAAUGGCAACAACCCCCGCACCAUCAUCAUCCCCCCUCUGAAGAGCCAGUCCAGCGAGGUGCUGAGCGAGUGUGAGCGCCUGAUGCCAGGUAUCUACACAGAUAUCUACACAGAUGCAAUGAAUCAUCAGAAUUCGGCGUAUAAGUUCAAAACCUCCAACGGCGUGGGCAUGAUGUCUGGCAACAACCACCUGUCUGGGGGCGUGGCUUACCGACAGCAGCGCUCGGGGCCACACCCCUUCCAGCAGCAGCAGCCUCUCAAUCUCAGCCAGGCCCAGCAGCACAUGGUAGCUGAGAGGAACGGAGGCCACCGGCGCCAGCAGGCUUACAUCACCCCAACCAUUGCAGCCCAGGCCCCCUACUCCUUCCAGCACCACAACAGCCCCUCUCACACUGCCAACGUGCACACCCACCUGGCUGCCACCCACCUGUCUGCCACCCACCUGGCUGCCACCCACCUGCCCGGCCAGCCUCACCUCUACACCUACACUGCCGCGCCCGUCGCCCUGGGCUCCACAGGCACUGUGGCCCACCUGGUGGCAACUCAGGGCUCGGCCCGCCACACGGUCCAACACGCCACAUACCACACACCGGGCAUCGUCCACCAGGUGCCUGUCAGCAUGGGGCACGGCGUGCUGCCCUCGCCCACCCUCCACCACAGCCAGUACCAGGCCCAGUUUACCCACCAGACGUACAUCAGCGCCUCGCCUGCCUCCACUGUCUACACUGGAUACCCACUGAGCCCCACCAAGCAAGGUCUUCGUGACAGGCGUUUGAGAGAGAUGGAGGGUUUCUGUUCUUCUAACACGGCUUUUUGUUUUGUUUUCUUCUCUUGAAUUGGGGGUCCCUCUCUGGAUGUUGGAAUUCCCAAUGUGAGAAUUCCCAUGAGGAUUUGGGAAUGAAGGUGAAAUACGGAAACCUGCUGCUCUUCAAAGAAUUUUAAAAAAUAACGAUGGCCUUGAACUGUCUUAAACAUUUCCAAAUCAUUCAAGGUGUGGGAGAGAGAACAAAGCACCCCUCCUUCUCCAACAGACAACCGGAGUCAGGAAUCUUCUGGAAAUAUAACCAACGAAAGACAAAAAAAACAUUCUAAUGUAUUUAUAGCUAUUUUCCCUUCAUUUUUUCGUUCUCACCUUUUUGAGGAGACUUAUGUUAUAGGUAUAGGAGUCAUAGCCGGGCCCUGUUUUUAGAAUGUAGCAGUCUGCACCCAGAUUCUUUUAUCAAGAGCUUUUUCUGAUACCAAUAGAAUUGAUUUGUUUCUCUUUUUUCAAUGUGAUUGCACAAAGUGGUUAUAAUAACAUAGGCAUGUACAACGUGAUUAUCUGUGUGUGCGUGUGCUACUGUCAGCCAUGUGUGUGUAGUCCACCUCCUCUUGCACCUUUGUGCUAUAAUUCUCUGAAUCCUCCGCAGUCUUAGGUUUGACCAUUGUUCCCUUGUAGUGCCUUACAGAUAUAACGACACAGUUUAUGUCGCUGGAACCUUGAGAACUAACAGACUAGCUGGAACUGGUUCCUUGGUUUGACAUGUUAUUGUCGGGGCAGUUUUGAUUUCUCUUCCAGGUGUAGGCUUAGCCCCUAGCUCUGUUUCCUAUCCUUAUGACAGUAUACUACAGAGUUCAGAGGUCAGAGUUCAUAUUUGCCUGACCUUUGGCUUUUUUGUUAAGUGUGCAUGAGUUUAACUUGCUUAGGGUACUGAACCAAAGUCGUUAGAUCAAUCCUCGUUACGUUGUGUGCUGGAUAUUAAUGUUAAUAUGUGUACAGUAUAAGCCUUUGUCACCGUGAUAUCCAUACAUACCAUGGCUUAAGUUUGAGAUGUGUUACUUUGUUUUUAUAUCACACAAGGAAUUGGUUCAGAGGAAUGAUAGAACAGAGAAGUAUUAGCACAAGGAUCCAUUUUGGGGUAAUGGAAAAUGCAGAAAUACAAGAAUGUGACUGUCAAAAACAUGUAUGUGAUGAGUUCAACAUAGGGUGACAGAGUCCAGAGUUCGACAAAAAAUAGCAAAGGCCUGAUGGGAAGUUGUGGUUGCUAUGGCUGAGAUCCUGAGAAGGCCAGUGAGAGAGAGUCUGGUUGGUUGCAGUGGGGAAGCAGAGUAUUGAGGGCUGGUGAGAGGGGUUGCUGGGUAGGAGUCAGACCUGGACUCAAAUAAUAUUUGAAAAUUUUCAAAUACUUUGAACAUUUGUUUUAGCCUGCCUGGAUUGCCAGAUGGGCUAUGUUUGCAGUUUAGCAAGCAUUACUUCCAUUGUGCCAGGCAAACUCAGUCAAGCCCAGCUAAAGUGUUUGAAAUGAUUUCUAAUAGUAUUUAAACCCAGAUCUGAGUAAGUGAGCGGCUACUAGAAAGAUUUGGGUUGGGAUGGGUAGGAACUGAGGAUGGCAGAGUGGUAGGGUGGCAUUCCUCAUGUUAAUUGGACUAAAAGAAUAGCAUGUUGGCACUGAGCAGGUUGGUAGGAACAGUGGGUAGGAGUUACAGGGGCUACGUGAAUGCACACCUAACUCAAGAUACAAGUUGUUGUGUUGUUGUUGUUGUCUUGCAAAGAUAAAUGGAAGUGAUUUAGUCUUUUCUGCUCUGAGGGUUGUGUAGCACCUCUCAGCAGAGAGGGAGAGACUGGAACGGAACAGAAAUGCUACAGUGUACACCUGGAAGGUCUUCCUGUGAAAUGGGCUUCAUUUGUUAACACUAUCUCUGUUUUGUCUUUGGAAUGUGUUCACAGACACCACACCACCAGAAAGGGAUACCAGAUAUGUAGUAAGAGAACUGAUUGGCCUAUUGCUUCUAUGUGUUUGCUACUUAAUUUAACAUUUGUUUUAUUUGUCUUAGCCAAUGAUAUAUGAAUAAUCUCUCUGUUAUAUGUUAUACUGUCCUCAUUAAGUGGGCACAUCAGAACUGCUUGUGGUUUUAGGAAGAGCCUUCCCCCUUAUCCCUUCAUAUCAUGCCAUAGUACUUGCAUUUGAAGUGAUUGUUUUAUUUUUAUGUCACUAUUGAACUUUUGAAAUGGCUGUAGGUACAGUAUAUAUUGUGUUAUUUUACAGAUAGUUGCAAUCAAGUGUUUUGAUGAUUUGUUAUUAGGCUCAUUUCUAUUUUGAUUUGUAACUGGGAGUUGCUGUACGUUGAUGUUAAGUAUUCCUAGGAGGGUGUGUAUACCUGUGUACAGUGUUCAGACACCGGUGACAAUAAUAAGGUUGUAAAGUUGAUGAUAAUCCAUUGGGGCCCUUAUAGGUACUGUAGGUAAUUUAGGCUUGAGUGUGUCAGACCCAGGUUUGCUCCUCAAACCAAACCUAAAACAACAACAUCUUGGUACUUCACCAAUAUGCCACCGUGCUCCCUCCAACCGGCUCCACCAUGCAAGCCUUGGGUUCCUGGCAGUCAAAGAUGUGGUGUAGAGAUACCGUGCAGUAGGUAUACAUUGCUGGUUACAUCAUUUUCUUUCUGUUCCGUGUUGUACCUUUGUUUGUACGUUUUUGUUCAUUUCCUUAAGGCCUGUGGGCCUAAGCACACACAUAAGAGAGAUGCUUUUACACACGAGAGUUUGGCGCCUCCAUAAAGAGGAAGACUACUGAAACAUUCCACUGCAGAGAGAAUCCGACAUCCAUACUGCACACCCAACAGCCCCUAUAGCUCUCUGCUCACUUGUCAUUUGGGGACUUUUCUUUUUUCCCACCAAAGAAAUUCAACAUGUUGAUGAUGUACAGUACAAACACAAACAAUCCCCAAUGUGGUCUGGCAAUAACGUCUGCAUUAAAGGUACAUGUUUAGACCAGAAGUUAUUGCCAGACCACAUUGGGGAUUGUUUGUGUUUGUACUGUACAUCAACAUGUUGAAUUUCUUUGGUGGGGGAAAAAAAGUCCACAAAUGACAAGUGAGAUGUGCACAUAUAGUACUGUAGAAAUACAUACAGUAUGUGCACAUAUAGUACUGUAGAAAUACAUACAGUAUGUGCACAACACACACAUAUGAGUGAUUAGAGUUGCCACAAUAUCUGUUUAUGGUUGAGCUAUUUUGAAGGAGUUUACUGUCAUUUGCAGUCCACCAUUCUCAAACAUCUAUGAUUUGAACAAUGUAUUAUUUGAUAUCUGUCACUUGUUGCCCCCUAAAUGUAAAAAUGGAAUCCUCUAACUUCUUCGAAUUGUUUUAUAUAAGUGUUUUUUACGUUGUUAAAGUUGUAUUUUAGCUUUAUUAAUGUUGUAAGCAAAUGAAUUUUUUAAAAACAAAAACAUGUUAUAAGUUAAUGUGCCAUGGAAUGACCUAUAGAGUGAAAUGAAUAAAAAAAAAAAUACCAAUAAUACCUUUAAAAUAAUGGUCACUAGCACAAAAUGAAUGUAAUAUGUGACCUGCUUCAUCUGAAAUGCUUUAAAUAUUUCUGCUUGAGUGACCAUUAGUUAAAGUAAAGAUUUGAUUUCUACAUUAUUUGUUGCCAUGCAAGAUGCAAUAAGUCUGUGAUUCCAGCAAAAACAACUUGACUCAGCAUAAAUUCAUUUGAAAAAGUCAACAUUUUUAUUCCGAUAUGGGGUUUUCAAAUAUGAUAUAUUCGAUUUCAUUCUAUUUUUUUUCAUGUAUAAUCUAAAUUUAGCAAAUUACGAGAAGCCCUUUGAAUCUUACACUCAAUUUUUUUUCAACGGACUUGCUAUAUUUUGAAUGAGAACAUGUAUUUGAAUGUGUAAAAUAUGUUAGUAUCAUACUACUUUGUUUAACAUGCGUUAUGUGUUUUUAUUAAGGAAAAUAUUAAUCAGAAAUGUGAGCAUCAACAUAGAUCCAGUGACCUUACAAUUACCAAAAUGUGCUUCUUUAGAGUGUCAAGAAAUUCUUGUGGUAAUGAAGUUGCUUUACUUUUAAACAUUGUCUCUCCUCUGCUACUGUAGCCAUUUCAAUGUUAGAAUACUGCCUUCCAAAUAACUUAACGAUAUCAUCAGAGCUUUAAGAUGUGGUUUCAAUGAAAGAGAGCUGUGUAAAGCGGCCUCUUUGUGAAGCCUGGUAUUUUUACAGCUUUGUUCUUGAAAUACUCUUGCUACACAAGAAGUGCUCAGCUUCCAACUUUUCCCACAGUGUGUUUGCGAGUACUCUUCCUGGAGCUUUGUUUGAAAUAUUGCGAAACAUUCCUGAAGGCAUGGCACACAUUUCCAGUUAGUCUUCUCAGGCCAAACCCAUCUGAAGUGACUUGAAUCAUUUUAACACCUUACUAGACGAGAAUAAUAAUCUUACAACCGCUACACUCCUUUGAAACAUUUUGCAAUCAUUUCAUUAGAGCUUUGCAUAGCACAUUCUCCCAAAGAAGCAGGGAGGUGGGAAAAGUACUUAUUUUAGGAUGAUUUAGGUUAUAUACACAAUAGAAACUCCAUAAACCAGUAACAACACAUUCUUAAAGCCCUUCUGUAUGAGAGUUGGUCUGUAUGUGUUUGUGUGUUUGUCAAGGGAAUCACCUCCUUCAUUGUUUUUUUCUUUGGGGAUUCAGGCUGAAUUGGUGAAGGGUUUGAUGCUGUCUGUAAUGGAAUAGGUCAAGUGUUAUCAUUUGGCCAGUUUUUGUACACAUGUACUUGAGAACCAAAAUGUAUUCUAUUUAUAAAAAAAAUAUUCUCAACUCUUGCUAAAGACAUGUUAGAGGUCUCUUUUGAUUAUAGACUAACAGUUUGAAACAAUUUGGUUUAGAAAGUUUAUUCUUUAGCUAGUUCUUUCCAGCUCAAAUUGGAAAUAAGCAUUGUAGUAAAGUCCUUCAGAGGAUGGGUUCUUGCCUAAUGAAUUCCCAUAUAUAAAGCCCAACACAAACCUUAUUUCUCCACAGUUGACAGCGGUACAAGAGAUGAGACGUAGCAGUAAAGCGCUGUAACUGUCACACUGUAGCCAUUUUGCAGUCAUCUUGAUCGUGAUUUCGAUUUUGUACUUGCACAACAGCAUUCACAAUGAAAUGGGUACAAAGUCUCAAGACCUAAAAAGCAUCAGACCCUGACCCUGUUGUGUGUCCAUUGCUAUAUGGUUUGUUAAUGAUGUUCAAAUCUCAUAAGUUGUCGUUCAGGCUAUUGUAUGCUGCAGUAUUUCCUAGUAUACUUCUUUGUUAAUUGUCUCUCAUUUAUGUUUAUCAGGGAUUUUUUGAGAAGUGUUUGUUGACUCCUUGUUUCAAUCUGUUCAUGUAUCGUGUUCUUUAGACUAAUAUUACUGAGUAUGUUAUGAGAAUGGAUAUUUUACUGGCUUUAUAGAAUGUUUAAAUAUAAUAAUGAAGAAUGAUUAAUUAAACUCCUAACAAGUUGAGUAAUUGGCUAUUAAGCGCUUGUGUUACCAUUUAAGAUGUUGUGUGCUUCUCUUAAUCAUUUUCGUUGUAGAAAAAUUGAGUGAAUUUAUAAUAGGCUUCGAAAAACUAAUGAUAGCAUUGUACAUUUACAGGAGGAUUUUAACCGACAACUUUGUCAUAGAAAAAAAAAAGUGAUUUUAAUUGUCCUCUUUACUAACUGUAGGGUGAGAAGGGGCUGGCGUUGUGGUGAACUAUGUUCUAGCUUGUUAUUCACUGUCACUUUUGAUCAUUUCUUCGGUCUCCGAGGUGAAUCGAGUUAUUCAUGAGAAUUUGUAUGCUCACAUAUGCAUAUUGUAUAUGUGUAGAAAUGUAAUCACACUUUGUCUUGGAUUUACAUUAAACUGUUAAGUCACGGCACCAGUC